Pipistrellus nathusii (Nathusius's pipistrelle) is the source of this 2646-nucleotide messenger RNA. NCBI's taxonomy places the organism in Eukaryota, Metazoa, Chordata, Mammalia, Chiroptera, Vespertilionidae. The record is from the annotation of a GenBank genome assembly.
AUGGAUCUCCCGGCGCUGCUCGCCGCCCCGACCCUGCGCGGGGCCCAACAUGGCGGCGGCCCCGGCCGACUCCGCCGAGGCCCAGGCUCGCCCCCCGGCCCGGGCCCCGCGCGCCGCCGCCUGCUGCUGCUGCGGGGCUCCGAAGAUGGCGGGUCGGCGCCGCGGCGAGGGGAGGCCGGGGCGGCGGCAGCGGCGGGUCCCGGGCCGAGCCCGCCGCCCCUCGAGGACGACGACGACGACGACGACGACGACGGCUCUUUCGUGGUGCUUCUGGAGGUGCCGCGCGGCGCCGCGACCGAGGCCUCCGGGCGGCGGGAGGCUGAGCCCGGCGCCGACGCGGGUCCUGCGGGCCGGCCCCUGCAGGGCUCCCGCGGCGCCGCCCCCGGCCCCGGCGCGGCCCCCGGGGACACCGUGGCCGUCGGCGGCCAGGACUUGAUGGUGCGCCUGGACCGCGGCGUCCUCACGCUGGCCUCGCAGUCGCCGCCGCCCCCCGGCCCGCCGCCGCCGCCGCCGCCGCCGCCCCGGGGGGUUCCGCCGGCCCCGGGCCCGCCGCCCUCGCAGCCGCGGGAGGAGGCCGCGAGCCCGGCCGAGGGCCGCCGCGGGGCCCCGGGGCCGGGCGCGCUGGGCUACCGCUGCCCCGAGCCGCAGUGCUCGCUCGCCUUCGCCAAGAAGCACCAGCUGAAGGUGCACCUGCUGACGCACGGCGGCAGCCAGGGCCGCCGGCCCUUCAAGUGCCCGCUGGACGGCUGCGGCUGGGCCUUCACCACCUCCUACAAGCUCAAGCGGCACCUGCAGUCGCACGACAAGCUGCGGCCCUUCGGCUGCCCGGUGGGCGGCUGCGGCAAGAAGUUCACCACCGUGUACAACCUCAAGGCGCACAUGAAGGGGCACGAGCAGGAGAGCCUGUUCAAGUGCGAGGUGUGCGCCGAGCGCUUCCCCACGCAGGCCAAGCUCAGCUCGCACCAGCGCAGCCACUUCGAGCCCGAGCGGCCCUACAAGUGUGACUUUCCCGGCUGUGAGAAGACCUUCAUCACGGUGAGUGCUCUGUUUUCCCACAACCGAGCCCACUUCAGAGAACAGGAGCUCUUUUCCUGCUCCUUUCCCGGUUGCAGCAAACAGUAUGACAAAGCCUGUCGCCUGAAAAUUCACCUGAGGAGUCAUACAGGUGAAAGACCUUUUAUUUGUGACUCUGACAGUUGUGGCUGGACCUUUACCAGCAUGUCUAAACUCCUGAGGCACAAAAGGAAACACGAUGACGAUCGGAGGUUUAUCUGUCCCGUGGAAGGCUGUGGGAAGUCAUUCACGAGAGCAGAGCAUCUCAAAGGCCACAGCAUCACCCACCUGGGCACAAAGCCGUUCGAGUGCCCUGUGGAAGGGUGCUGUGCCAGGUUCUCCGCUCGUAGCAGUCUCUACAUUCACUCCAAGAAACACCUGCAGGACGUGGUUGCUCCAAAAAGCCGUUGCCCCGUGUCCAGCUGUAAUAGACUCUUUACCUCCAAGCACAGUAUGAAAGCACAUGUGAUCAGGCAGCAUAGCCGGCACCCAGAUCACUUUCCUCAGCUAGGAGCUCCGAGUUCUCUUCCACUCAGCAGUGAACUAAGCAGCCCAGGCCAAAAUGAGCUCAACAACAUUGACCUGGCUGCGCUCUUCUCUGAUGCACCUGCUGAUGGGAGUGGUGCAGCGGGGGCCUCGGACGAGGCGCUGACCUCUGGAAUCCUAACUAUAGAUGUGACUUCUGUGAGCUCCUCUCUCAGAGGGAACCUCCCUAAUAAUAGUUCCUUAGGGCCCAUGGACCCACUGGUCUUGGUGGCCCACAAUGACAUUCCUCCAAGCCUGGACAGUCCUCUUGUUCUUGGGACAGCAGCCACUGUUCUUCAGCAAAGCAACUUCAAUAUGGAUGAUGUGCAGACUGUAAGUGCAGGAGCAUUAGGCUGUCUGGUAGCUCUGCCUGUGAAGAACUUGAGUCAGGACCCACAGGCUUUGACCUCCGGCAGCAGUUUACCAGCGAACACCACUACACUGACCUCUCCAAGCACCCCACCAGGAAACACCAGUGUCCCCGAACUGCUGACUUCAAUCAAAGUGGAACCAGACUCGCCUCCUAGCCCUGGUGCUGUCAGGCAGCAAGAACGAAACAGAAAGCUGAGUGACGGGCUGCCUCGAUUCUCUGAGCACAGAUGGUGUGUGGUGAAUGGGUUACAGGAAAGUGGGGGCUCAGCAAGAACUGAUUCCAGAGCCAUUCAACUAGCCAAGAAAAAAAAGCAGAAAGGAACUGGGAGCAAUGCAGGAGCCUCAGGGUCUACUCAGAGAAAAAUGAAAGGUGGCAAAGUCACUCCUACUCACUUGUAUGCAAACCAGAGUGGUUGGUUGUGUGGGAACCUUGUGGUGCCCGGCGGAGGUCUGCCAGGACCAGCUCCAGCAGCUGGGGUGCAAUGUGUUCAGGUCCAGUUACUGCAGGACGGCCCCUCAGGUGAAGGAGUCUUGCCAAUGGUGCUGAGCCCGCAGUCUUCCACCUUCCACCCCCUGCUCGCCAUUGGUUUGCCCGUCUAUGUCCUCCAGGAGGUGCAUCCUGCAGCCGGAGGGGCUGCUGGGCCUGAGGACACGCACUGCACAGGCAGCACUGUCAACCUACAGGACCUGCAGUGA